CGAGACCCCCCACCUGAUCCUUUUUGGCACCUUUCCAAAAUUCGAUAGGAAAGACUUGUUUCUCGUUUUCGUCUCAAUGAACCAACCCAACAAUGAUUGAUCAAAUCAGGCCGUACCACACACUGCGCGAAACCUAAAGCGGGAUCGAGGCCAUGGACUGGGGGGAUUCAUCAGCGGUUCACCCUCCCACCACCACCACCAAGAUCAUGAUCUGGGUUUGCCUCGGCUUUGUUGCGUGUGUCGUCCUUUUGUUCCCUCCAACGACAUAUUCAGAAUGACAACAUUGUCGUUCAGGUGUUUCGUCGAACAGAAUGUGGGCAGACAUGGGCUUGCAUUGAUUUCCGCCCUUCUGGAAUUCGUAAUGAUCCUCCUGCUUCUCCUUGACGGGUUUCUGGCUUUCUUCUCCUCCGAAUUCGCCAGACUCUUCGAAUUGGGACCCCCCUGCUCCCUUUGCACCCGGAUACAUGGCUCCCUAGCUCACAGAAACUCGACAUCCUAUUGGAAUGGGUCCGUCUGCGAAGACCACAUGAAGGACAUUUCCUCCCUCGCGUAUUGCCAUGCCCACAAGAUGCUCUCGGAUAUCCGAACCAUGUGCGAGGGGUGCCUUCUCUCCUUCAAUGGCCAGUUUUGUUGUGGUGAUGACAGCAGGUACAAGUCUCUGGUGGGGAUUCUCCACAACGAUAACAACCCAUAUAAUUGCUUGGUCGUUGACAGCAGUAAUGAUCCCAGAACAGUUGCAAGAUUCUGCAGGAGAGAUGUUGUUGAUGAAGGCCAACAGAGGUGCUCGUGUUGUGGGGAGAUCCCAAGGAGGAGGAUGAAAUACACGAGAAGCGAGUCUGUUAAAGCACCACCCAUUGCUCCACCCCACACCCCUCGAACCUGGACAGCAAAUACUGAGGAUGAAAUGCCCAAUCUCGAUUUAUCCCAAAUAUCAUGCGCUGAAAAGCUCAAGUGGAUAUUGAACAAUGAUUCAGCUCUACUUCCAGAUGAUGACGGUGACGAUGAUGUUUUGAAUGGAGGUGGUGGGGAGACUAGUAAAUCUACCACAGUGCCAUUGCAGCCGGAAUCUUGGGCCCUGCAUGAGGAGGCUUGCAAAACCCCGAGCUGUAGCAGAGUAAACAAGUUUUCCUGGAUACCCUUGUCAGAUUCAACUCAAGCUAGUCCUAGAUGGUGCAGUAAGAAGUCAAGAAAGAUGUCAAUUGAUGUCCUCUCAGAUCUUACUGAGAUGAAAGAUGAUGCGAACGAAGGAGAUGGUGGCAUUUUGUUUCGUCUGCAGAGGCAAGUUCUUUUGGAUCGCAAAGCUCUCAUGACUCUCCACAUGGAGUUGGAUGAAGAGAGGGGCGCUUCAGCCGUUGCAGCAAACAACGCAAUGGCAAUGAUCACCCGGUUGCAGGCUGAAAAGGCAGCCAUUCAGAUGGAAGCCUUGCAGCACCAGAGAAUGAUGGAAGAACAUGCAGAUUACUACCGAGAAGAAUUGCAAGUAAUGAGGAACUUGCUGCUAAAGAGAGAAGAAGAGGUGAAGGUUCUAGAAUCUGAGCUUGAGAUGUAUAGGGACACAAAUGGACUGAUGUUUAGAGUAGAUAGUGAAAUAUGUGAAGUUAGUGCAGAUGAAGAUUAUCGGUUGGCGAGAUUUCAAUGCAACUCACCCUUCAGUGAAAUAUCAGACUUUGGAAACCGUGCCGCCAAAAGAGAUCAUGAGCGUGCUGCUGCAGUAACAGAAGAUUCUGGAGGGUGUGCAAAUGAGAGCUUGGAGAGUUCAUCUCUAGAGACUGAGAGGUCUUUGCUUUUGUCAUUGUUGUCAAAGUUUGAAAAGAAAUUAGACGCGACAUCUGACGAAGGAUCUCUUCUUGAAUUGAAAUCAGAUAGAGUAGAAGAGCAAGACCCACAAAAUGGCUCAGGAAAUAAAGAAAUAAUGGUUUGUCUUGCAAGAGAAGUGGCAACAAUCAGAGAAAAAUUGAGAACGAUCGAAGCAGAAAGUGACUUCAUUAAGCGUGCAGCUAUGACUUUACAAAGAGGGGAUGAAGGGAUAAAACUCUUGACUGAAAUAUCUGACUAUCUACGAAUGCUUAGGAAAACAUAACAUAUAUACUCCAUUUCCGAACCAAUAGUUCGUUCCACUAUGAUUUUGGUUGUGUUGCAUGAAAUUAGUGUCCGCUAAUUUUAGACGAUCAAAUGACACUUAGUUUCGUGCCAUCAGUCGACUCCAAUACUGUUUUGAAGAUGAUAGUGAUCCUUCCAACCCAACUUGCUGAUUGUCCUUCAGUAUUCUCCUUCUCAAAGUAAGAGCAUUAAGUUCUUCGAAAUACAGAGGGAUAAUUAUA
This is a messenger RNA of Cuscuta campestris, 2321 nucleotides long. Lineage: Eukaryota; Viridiplantae; Streptophyta; Magnoliopsida; Solanales; Convolvulaceae. The record is from the annotation of a GenBank genome assembly.